UACAGGGGAUGACCAGAGACUGCGGACAUAGUACAGGAGAUGACCAGAGACUGCGGACACAGUACAGGAGAUGACCAGAGACUGCGGACCAGUACAGGAGAUGACCAGAGACUGCGGACACAGUACAGGGAGAUGACCAGAGACUGCGGACACAGUACAGGAGAUGACCAGAGACUGCGGACACAGUACAGGAGAUGACCAGAGACUGCGGACACAGUACAGGAGAUGACCAGAGACUGCGGACACAGUACAGGAGAGAUGACCAGAGACUGCAGACAGGAGAUGACCAGAGACUGCGGACACAGUACAGG
Messenger RNA from Staurois parvus, 311 nucleotides. Lineage: Eukaryota; Metazoa; Chordata; Amphibia; Anura; Ranidae. The record is from the annotation of a GenBank genome assembly.